Messenger RNA from Procambarus clarkii (red swamp crayfish), 1723 nucleotides. RefSeq names its product U4-U6 small nuclear riboprotein factor 60K (gene U4-U6-60K). NCBI's taxonomy places the organism in Eukaryota, Metazoa, Arthropoda, Malacostraca, Decapoda, Cambaridae. Gene Ontology annotation, molecular function: U4 snRNA binding; protein binding; U6 snRNA binding. Gene Ontology annotation, cellular component: U4/U6 x U5 tri-snRNP complex. The record is from RefSeq and is a predicted model, not a curated record. Gene Ontology annotation, biological process: mRNA splicing, via spliceosome.
UUUUAAAGUUUUAUACUCUCUUACAUAACUCGGGAAUAGAGAAUUUUGUUUAUCAACAAACGUUCCCUGCGAGGUAGGUUAUAGAGCGCAUCUGAUCCCUCGUUCGUCGUCACCCUUCAGUCAACAAGAUAUUGUGUGCAACAAAAUCCAGUGACAAUGUCUGAUGGAGAAGAUUCUCCUGUGGCCGUGGGAGGAGGAGGGGUUAGUGAGCGUCAGUGGUAUGUACCAAAUUUGGACAGCACUGUGUCUGGUGACUCCCCACCAGAUUCUCCUGAAUCAGCAAAUGCAUCAAACAUUCAUACUAGUAAUGAAUAUAUGGAGUUGGAUGAACCAGAGAUGUUGGAUGAGAAAAAAGCACUUCUGGAGGAGUUUGAGCGUAAACGGCGAGCUCGAAUGAUUCACGUAACAACAGAUGACAGUGAGGUAAAGCAACAAUUGAGACAACUGGGUGAACCAAUCUGCUUGUUUGGUGAAGGCCCUGCUGACCGGAGAAACCGCCUGAAAGAACUUUUGUCUCGACUUGGUGAAGAUGCCCUAAAAAAGACAGCGGCUGGGCAACAAGAAACUGACACACCAGAACUUGACCAACAGCGACCAGAAGAGACAUGGUAUCAUGAGGGGCCACAGCCAUUGAAGGAAGCACGGAUGUUUAUUGUUAAUUAUUCUAUUCCUCGUGCUAGGGCAAGAUUGAAAAAGGAGCAUUUAGAUUAUGAGGUUCCAGAAGCAACUCGCACUGCUAGGAGACAGGAAGUUCAAAACAAAUUGCGAUCAUUUGGUCUUCUAGGAAGUCAAAAUGCUGACACACGACCAGUUUGUUACUGUAGUUUUAGUCCAGAUGGAAAACUUUUAGCAACCAGUUCAUGGAGUGGUCUGGUCAAGUUAUGGCAAGUGCAUAACUGCUUAGAAGAGCAAACUUUUCGGGGCCACAAUUGUUAUGUUGAUUGUGUUGAAUGGCACCCUAGUGCCACCUUAUCCAUGGAACCAGCAGGUCUGAAUUUAGUGUCAAGUGGACGUGAUGGAACUGUUCAGCUUUGGAGUUUAAAUAGUGAGGAACCUCUUGGAGAGCUUCCACCUCUUGAGGCAAGAGUAUCUCGAGUACGCUUUCAUCCUAGUGGGAGGUUCCUUGGGGCAUGUGUGCAUGAUAACAGCUGGAGAUUGUGGGACCUAGAAAUUCGAGAAGAGGUCCUUUUCCAAGAGGGACAUUCAAAACCUGUUUAUUGCUUAGCUUUUCAAAAUGAUGGAUCUUUGGGUGCAACUGGUGGCAUGGAUGCUUCUGGACGUAUAUGGGAUCUCAGGACAGGGAGAUGUGUCAUGUUCCUCAGUGGACAUCAGAACCCAGUGUUAGCCAUUGAUUGGUCACCUGAUGGCUAUCACUUGGUAACAGGAAGUGAGGACAACACAGCAAGGGUUUGGGAUGUGAGGCAACGUCGAUGUAUAUAUAUUAUUCCUGCUCAUACUGGUAUUGUUACUGGUGCUCGUUAUGAUAGGAUUGGAGGUCAAUACAUCGUUACAUGCUCAUAUGAUGGAUCGGUUCGUCUUUGGUGUCAUGGAUCUUUCCAGGCUAUGCGUGCUCUUGAAGGACAUGGGCAAAAGGUCAUGGGUGUAGAUGUUUCGCCAACAGAUGGCAUUAUUGCAACUUGCUCCUUUGAUCGUACUUUCAAAAUUUGGGGACCAGAUUAGUGCAGAUUGUAAAUGAGAAAUAAAUAAUAAAAUUUGUAUAUUA